AAAUAUCUCAGUCCUUCUGAAUCUGAUCCGUCCCUUGAGCGAGAUCACAACGUGGAUCCCAUCGUAUGCAUGUUUCAUGGCAUCCCUCUCAGGUUCAUUUAUGACAAACCUCCAAAGGAGACCUUGACAGCAGGCUGCAUCUACGUGGGCCAUAGGUUUCGAGCCCAACUCAACAACGCACGGUAGGUGUUCGACGAAAUGUCUUAUAUCAAAACAUUGAAUCCCAUGAACGAUCAGAAUCGUAUAAGCUAGAAUACAGCUUCUGGAAGAAAGCGAGAGGAUGUGGAGGCGAGUGGCUUCUGUUUCGCAUUUGACGUUUGCCCAGAAGUCCAUUGUCAAUAAGGAUGUGUGUAAGCUCAAGUUUUGGGAAGCAUUUAGCACUGGAAUACCCAGAAAGGAAAAAGGUACCUUUCAAAGAGAUAAAACACCAUUCAUAACUUUUGUAUUAGGUGGUCCUGGAAGUGGUAAAGGUACACAAUGUAUGAAGAUAGUUGAGAACUUUGGAUUUACACAUUUGAGUGCUGGAGAUAUAUUAAGGAGGGAAAUAGCUUCUAAUAGUGCUGAUGGUACCAUGAUUCUUGACACAAUUAAGGAAGGAAAAAUAGUUCCUUCAGAAUUGACAGUCAAACUUAUUCAAAAGGAAAUGGAAUCAAGUGACAAUUAUAAAUUUCUCAUUGAUGGGUUCCCACGGAGUGAGGAUAACCGGAUUGCAUUUGAACAAAUUAUCGGAGCAGAACCUGAUAUUGUACUCUUCUUUGACUGUCCAGAAGACGAAAUGAUGAAGCGGGUGCUCAAUCGUAAUCAGGGAAGAGUUGAUGACAACAUUGACACAAUCAAGAAAAGGCUAAAAGUUUUUUCGGCAUUGAAUCUCCCUGUAGUCAAAUAUUAUCUGGAGAGGGGAAAGCUAUACAAGAUAAAUGCAGUUGGAACGGUGGAUGAAAUAUACAAACAAGUUUAUCCACUUUUUGCACAAUUUAAUUUUGAGCAGCAGGUAUGAGCAAGGAAGUGUUGGGCAAUCUUCUCAUGGAUAACAAACAUGGAGCACGGAAAGACCCUGGUUUGUGCUUCGUGGUCGACCGCUCGGAGCGACUCUUCAUUCGAGUAGAAGAGCAUUGUGAGUUAAUUACCCUGAUUACAGUUUUUUCAAGAGUGUAAUAUAAGUGAACGGCAAGUACAGCCUAGGGAAUUUCUUAUAGGUCCAGAGAAACAAAAACCUGUUGGCUACAUAUUAUGUUCCCCAACCUAAACACGCAGAACUUAUAAAUAUGUUUAGGAAUAUGCACAUCUAUGGUUGAUAUUGAUGUUCACGUUCCAAAAUUGAUAAAAAUGUUGAUAUGAAAAUGAAUGGUAUUGCUGGCAAA
Messenger RNA from Cucurbita maxima (winter squash), 1361 nucleotides. RefSeq names its product UMP-CMP kinase-like. Gene Ontology annotation, molecular function: ATP binding; UMP kinase activity. The record is from RefSeq and is a predicted model, not a curated record. Lineage: Eukaryota; Viridiplantae; Streptophyta; Magnoliopsida; Cucurbitales; Cucurbitaceae. The transcript has 9 exons. Bases 281 to 997 code for a protein of 238 amino acids. Gene Ontology annotation, cellular component: nucleus; cytoplasm. Gene Ontology annotation, biological process: UDP biosynthetic process; 'de novo' pyrimidine nucleobase biosynthetic process; CDP biosynthetic process.